AUGGCCGACACUAUCACGGCCCUACUAACUCCGCCCGCGCAAUCUAGCAGCAAGAACGAGACACGAGUCCAACGCGCCAAGAAUCGAAUAUUGAAAGCAGCCGGUUCUGACCCGUCGGAGCUCUUCGGCAAGCAUGCCCCUCGGUCCUGGGGCCAGAGCCUUCUCGAGCAGCUCGCCACUACCCUCGAGUUGGCCAAGAAGGGAAAAGCUGGAAUCGCUGUGGAACAAUUGGUAGCUCGCCUGAAGGAAGAGGCAGGCCGAGACCCAACUGCCAAGGGUGUAGUCAGCAACGGUAUUGUCACCAGAAUCAGAUUGGAGAUUACGAGCAAGUCGCGGGAAUGUGCGCCCCAAGACGAGGAGGAUGAGGUCGAAGAGUCUGAUGGGGAUGCACACAUGACCUCGUCGCCAUCCAAGGGUCGACCGCUCAAAAGGCGCACAGAAGACAAACAGGACACGGAGAAUGAAGAAGAGGCAGAAGAUUCUCGAGACAUCGCCUCUCCCAGCCCUGAAGCAAAAGGCCCUCUACCGAUCGAGAAUUAUCAUAAGCGCAUCGCUGCACACCGACACCGCCUCAAGCUCUUCGAAAACGACCGCGACGCAGCACAGCUUCGACUCGAUCAAAAGGAUCCCCUCAACAACGCUCUCCAAGAUGCCACAGCAAUCCGCGACAGUACCCGCACAAAAGCGCAAGAGUCCGCGACCGCACUCACCGAGCUCGAGGCGCUGGUGGCUCGCCACGGCGAUAUUCUCCCAGCCACAGUCCGCGAUAGCAUCCCCCACGCGAAACAAAAGUCGGACGAGGCGAACCGCGCAGCUGAGAAAGCAGAGGCUGAUGUGGAAGCGGCUCAAAGGAGGGUAGAUGAACUUGCGGCAGACGAGCCAGCACUCCAGGAUAUAGUUGUGAUUAUGACGGAGGGCAUUGCAGGUUGUUUGGAUGAUAUUGACAAGGAGGAGAAAGACCUGGAUGCGGCGUUGUGCAUACAGAGUAUCCAGCGUCUGACCUGGAAGGUCUUGAGAGCGAAGCCAGUGGAGCAAGUUAAUGACUUGCGGUCGCUGGUUGAUGACAUGUUGGCGUCUGGGGAGGGAGUUGAGUAG
Molecule: messenger RNA, 1095 nt
Organism: Fusarium musae
Lineage: Eukaryota; Fungi; Ascomycota; Sordariomycetes; Hypocreales; Nectriaceae
Exons: 3
Coding region: 1-1095 (364 amino acids)
Source: RefSeq, a predicted model, not a curated record